Colletotrichum godetiae is the source of this 363-nucleotide messenger RNA. RefSeq lists its product as uncharacterized. The transcript has 2 exons. The record is from RefSeq and is a predicted model, not a curated record. NCBI's taxonomy places the organism in Eukaryota, Fungi, Ascomycota, Sordariomycetes, Glomerellales, Glomerellaceae. Bases 1 to 363 code for a protein of 120 amino acids.
AUGCUCCUCUUAGCUAUAUCAUCCAUCUCCCUCAUCCUGCUUCUCCACGCGGGCUGCGCGGCCUUCAUUAACUGGGUAGACGAAAAUGACCAUGACCAUGGUUGGCGACCCCCUCUUGUUCUUCUCAAGCUUGAUUGGAAACCGCCUGCUAACGUCGAGAAAGAAGAAAAGUCUACGACCAAGUCCGAGAAUAAAGAUGAAUAUACCCCCGACUAUACGAGUAUGAUGCUUAAUCACUUUCAAAAGGAGAAGGAGAAUGGAGACUUUGAGGGAGAAGAUGAACAUGCCCCCGACUAUGCAACUUUGAUCAACGAUUUCUUUCACAAGAGGGGAAUGGAAACUUUGAGGAAGAAGAGCGCGUAA